Molecule: messenger RNA, 1562 nt
Organism: Astrephomene gubernaculifera
Lineage: Eukaryota; Viridiplantae; Chlorophyta; Chlorophyceae; Chlamydomonadales; Astrephomenaceae
Source: the annotation of a GenBank genome assembly
AACUUGGUCAUGAAGGCCAAAUUGCGCUACUAUAGUCCUAGCGUUAUCACACAUUGGAGAAGUAAACAUCCUACGUUGAAAUGUCACGGUCACCUCGCGACAUCUAUGAGGACUACUUGGGAAGGCGCAAGGGCAUUCUAAGAGCGCUUACACAAGACAUCGACAAGCUUUGGCAAUUAUGUGACCCUCAAAAAGAGAAUUUAUGCCUCUAUGGCUUUCCGGACGGGACUUGGGCGGUGGACCUUCCUGCGGAGGAAGUACCACCUGAGGCGCCCGAGCCGGCUUUGGGCGUCAACUUCGCUCGUGACGGUAUGGAGCGAGCGGCUUGGGUGAGCUUAGUAGCGGUCCACUCAGACAGCUGGCUGCUGGCGCUUGCAUUCUACAAGGGCGCAAGGCUGAACCGGGACGAGAGGGAGGAGCUAUUCUCACUAAUAAACAAGCUCCCGACGUGCUAUGAGGUUGUCUCCGGGCGCGUAAAGCAGACUGGCGGUCCAACCACGAACGUUGGUGGACUGAAGCGGCCGGGGGGCCCAGGCGGGCCUUCUCGACCUCCGCCGGCUCGUGUUCCGCGGCAGAGCGAUGAGGAUGCGGAAGAUGGCGCCGGGGGGAGUGCCGACUGGGAGGACGGCGAAGGGGAUCCCUGCCCUUCCUGCGGGCGCCUGUACCGCACCGAGGAGUUCUGGAUCGCCUGCGACUUUUGCGACACCUGGUACUGCGGGCGGUGCGCAAAAAUGACAGAAAAGAAAGCAUCGCAGAUGAAGCAAUGGCGUUGCAAUCAGUGCAUAGGUGUCCAAUAGUUUGGGCAAGUGUGCGAAGGUUGACCGGAGCAAAGGAACUGAGUGGUUAGCGGGCAAACAGGGACAACGGCGCUACAGAUGCCUUCCGGGGUGUAGCACGAUUGCUAGCGGUAUGAGUCCCGUCCGUCUGUUAGGCAGGUUGCGGGCUUCCCCAAGGCAAGUCGUUGCUGAUUGACUGGCGCUUGCUAGCUUGGACCUUCCGUACGGCUCCUCGGCCUCAACUGCCGUGCGCUUGCUAUGGCCAGGCCCUGCAACCGCUGUAUACAUGACGAUGCGCCUAUUGACUUUGUGAGCGCAGCUGUAUUUCAUACACAUUUGACACUUUGGACUUUGUGGCCUUACAGUGGGAUCAAAACAGACGUGCUAAACCGGUGUGCAUGGAAGAUGUGGAGUGGGCCUUCAUGGGCCGAGCACAGAGAGUAGCCAACCGCUUUGAGCGUUAAAUAAACUGUACGAACUUUAUGGACGCUGAUGCGGGUUCGAUGUGAGUUUUGCGUGCAUACACGUGGGUGCCUGACAUACGGUGAAUGUUAUCUGAUUAACUUUCAUGGUGGAUGCUGUCGUGUCGUGCGAUGUGUGGACCGUGCGUUGUUUGCCUCCGGGCGCCUACGUUUUGCACGUUAUGAUAGAUAGCGUCACGGGUACAAUGUGCCGAUGCAUCGUGUCUGCGCUUCGCUCCUCCGAAACCGUUUACUACGUAUACGUUUUCUUCGUUUCGAGCUACGGGGACCGCCAAAUAACACACUGGUAAAAGCUUUCCAUACA